Messenger RNA from Adineta ricciae, 594 nucleotides. The record is from the annotation of a GenBank genome assembly. Lineage: Eukaryota; Metazoa; Rotifera; Eurotatoria; Adinetida; Adinetidae.
AUGGGAUGGCAUAUUAUUUUCCGUCAACGACCGAUAUCUAUCGUAUCGAUCUCACAUCGAACUUUAUUUGGAAUAACUCCUCCACAACCAUCAUUUCCAUUCGGAUUGCAAAAUAAAACACAACAAUAUGCAGAACAGCGUUUACUCGGAUACACAGCAGUGGAAAUGUACGAAGUCGUUGUUGAUGUGCAAAGAUAUCGUGAAUUUGUUCCCUGGUGCAUUCGUUCGGACAUCGUGAAACCAACAUUUCCACAUUCUUUCAAAGCGCAUAUGGAAAUCGGUUUUCAACUAGUCAAGGAACAGUACAAUGCACAAGUGACUCAUCAAAAGCCAACAAUUGUGAAAUCCGUCUGUACUGAUGGUCGUCUAUUCAAUCAUUUGAUCACUGAAUGGAAGUUUCUACCCGGUAUUGAAAAGGAACCUCGUUCAUGUAUUCUUGACUUCCAUGUUUCGUUUGAGUUUCGUUCGAUACUUCACGCAAAAUUGGCGCAUAUGUUCUUCGACGAAGUGGUUCGUCAAAUGGUAUCUGCGUUUCUGAAACGUGCUGAAAAACUCUACGGACCAGCAUCCAUGCCAUCGAAGCGACUUCGUUGA